Cydia amplana is the source of this 1499-nucleotide messenger RNA. Its product is annotated as beta-1,3-glucan-binding protein-like. Gene Ontology annotation, molecular function: carbohydrate binding; hydrolase activity, hydrolyzing O-glycosyl compounds. Lineage: Eukaryota; Metazoa; Arthropoda; Insecta; Lepidoptera; Tortricidae. Bases 36 to 1493 code for a protein of 485 amino acids. Gene Ontology annotation, biological process: carbohydrate metabolic process. The transcript has 8 exons. The record is from RefSeq and is a predicted model, not a curated record.
CAGUCUGCGCUCAAAUACCACCGCGGUCGGACGUCAUGUACAAAACUAUUGUUUAUUUAUUAUUGAUCACCGCGUGCCGCGGGCAGCCUCGGGCGGCGCAGUAUGUAGUACCUAAUGCUGUGUUGGAAGCUAUUUAUCCUAAGGGACUUAGGGUGUCGGUGCCAGACGAUGGCUUUUCCCUUUUCGCCUUCCACGGCAAGCUGAACGAGGAGAUGGAAGGUUUAGAAGGUGGCCACUGGUCCAGAGACAUCACCAAGGCUAAGGACGGAAGGUGGACGUUCAGGGACCGAGAGGCCCAGCUGAAGCUAGGAGACAAGAUAUAUUUCUGGACGUAUGUCAUCAAGAAUGGACUGGGGUAUAGGCAGGAUAAUGGCGAGUGGACAGUCACAGAAUUCGUCUACGAAAAUGGCACCAAAGCCGACCCAGGCAACAACCCCAACUACCAACCAGACAAACCACUACCAACCUCCACCCCUACCCAGCCCACCCAACCUCCCCCCACAUGUAAACCAACCCCUACGGUAGUACUGGGGAAGACCGUGUGUAAAGGGGAGGUCAUCUUCAGUGAAGAGUUUGAUAAGAGUGCGGUGAAGGAUUUGACACUUUGGGAGGGGGAGAACAAGUUUCCUGAUGAACCGGAUUACCCGUUCAACGUGUACAUGGCGCGAGGAACGAUGGAACUAGAAAACGGACAGCUGGUCAUCAGCCCCAAGUUACUGGACACCAUGUAUCAUGACGGCUUCGUGCAGGAGUCCUUGGAUUUAAGCGAUAUAUGCACAGGCACCAUAGACACCGCACAGUGCAAGCGAGUUGCGAACGGAGCGGACAUUCUACCCCCUGUGAUGACGGGGAAGAUCACUACCAAACACAAGUUCAACUUCAAGUUCGGCCGAGUGGAGGUGAUGGCCAAGAUGCCCGCUGGGAGCUGGUUGAUACCUGAAAUCAACUUAGAGCCCCGUGAAAACUUCUACGGUUACCGCCGCUACGAAUCCGGACUAAUCAGAGUAGCGUUCGUAAAAGGCAACGCCGAGUUCGCGAAGAAACUGUACGGAGGUCCGGUACUGUCCGACACUGAUCCGUUCCGGUCGCAGCUGAUGAAGCAGAAGAUUGGCAUUGAGAACUGGUGCAGUGGGUUCCAUAAUUACACCAUGAUUUGGAAACCAGACGGCAUGGUGAUGCUGGUGGACGGUGAGGAGUACGGGCACAUCGAGCCCGGCGAAGGAUUCUACACAGCCGCACGACAAGCUGCCGUGCCGCACGCCGGCAACUGGCUCAGGGGGAGCAGUGUGAUGGCUCCUUUAGAUCAACUGUUCUACAUUUCCCUGGGCCUGCGAGUGGGCGGUGUCCACGAUUUCCCGGACGCCGCGGACAAGCCGUGGAAGAACAAGAAUAACAAGGCUGUCCUCAAAUUCUGGGAAGCUAAGGACACCUGGUUCCCGUCCUGGCAUGACGCUAAUCUGAAGAUUGAGUCUGUUAAAGUUUACGCUUUAUAAGGAAAA